AUGGACAUCAAACGUAGAAAAUUAGCAGAAGAAGAAUGUUUGUUGCGAGCUAUAGAUGAUCUAGGAAAAGGAUCAAAACUUCUUUGGAUUAUUUUUAUCAUCAAUAUUUUAGCGUCAUUAUUGUUUGGACUAAAUAUCAUGAGUUAUAUUUUUAUUGCUGAGAUACCUGAGUAUUGGUGCUCUACUCCAGAGCUUACGUCUACAAAUUGGACUACAAAUCAAAUAAAUAAUAUUUCUAUUGUUGAUGAAUGUCAACGAUAUGAUUAUAACUACACACAACUUGUGGAAUUGGGAUACGAAAAAGCCGUACAACAUGUCGAGAAUUUAAAAUCUAAGCCAAAGAUAGUUUCCUGUUCAUCAUUUAUAUUCGAAGAUAAUGGAAAGUCAACAAUCGUCAGUGAAUGGCAAUUAGUGUGCGACAAAAAAUUACAUCGAGCAAAUACAUUUUUAGUGUAUUCAUUAGGAAUAAUGAGUGGUUCAGCAAUUCUAGGAGUAUACGCAGAUAAAUAUGGUCGAAAAAAUUCAUUAAUCAUUAGUAUAAUACUGCAAAUUAUUUCUGGACCUUUGAGUGCAUUGGUACCAUGGUUUUGGGCUUAUGUUAUUUUAAAAUUCUUCAACGGAAUAAGUUCGGGUGCUAUGUAUUCCUCGGGGUAUACUAUUCGCAUGGCUUAUUUUUUACCUAAUUGGAGGCAGUUACAAAUGGCCAUAUCAUGUUUUGUUCUACCAAUAAUUAUACUCAUUUGGUUCAUGCCAGAAUCACCACGAUGGUUGAUAUCACAAAAUCGUCAUGACGAAGCUCAAAAAAUAAUUGAAAAAUACCAUAAAUCAUUUGUUAUGACACCAAUUAGUAUUGUGGGAAAUUCAACAAAUGAACCCACAAUGUCAUCGGGAGAAUGCCAUCAAACACCAAAAGAAAAUAAAAGUUUUUUUCAUCGUAAUUUCGAAAGUUUAAAAAUUCUGUUUACACAUCCAGAUUUGAGAAAAAAAAUGAUAAUCAUGAACUUUUCAUAUUACUCUGCCUGUACUGCAAGUUUUGCACUUAUCUUAAGUGUCGAUAAUUUUAAAUCAAGCCGUUAUGUAUAUAUGGCUAUAGUGGCAGCUAAUGAAAUAAUAGGAGUCAUAGCGAUUUCAGUGAUACUGAUGUUUUUCAGCGUUCGAAAACCACUUAUUAUGACCUAUGUAGUUGCAUUUAUUUUAAUGAUAACAAUUUUAGCUGUCCCUGAAGAAAAUAAAAAUACUAUUAUGGGAUUAUCAUUAGCAGGUAAACUUUGUUUUUCCGCAUGUUUGACUGGCAGUUUAGUAUUUUUUUCGGAACUGUUUCCUAGUAAUGUGCGAAAUACUGCAUUUGGAACCUGCAUAGUAAUGGCGCAAACUGGAGCUAUGACUGCGCCAUAUAUUGUUGAUUUGCUUGGUGAUGUUGCUUGGUGGGCUCCUACUACAGUUUGUAGUACUCUAGCUUUUAUAGCUGGCAUUCUUUUUCUUUUUAUACCUCAAACAGAAGUUAAUAAUAAAAAUAAUUAUAAAGGCCGGGAAGAAGUAACAGCAUCCGGUGUCAAUUCAGAGUGA
Molecule: messenger RNA, 1566 nt
Organism: Microplitis demolitor
Lineage: Eukaryota; Metazoa; Arthropoda; Insecta; Hymenoptera; Braconidae
Product: organic cation transporter protein-like
Exons: 6
Coding region: 1-1566 (521 amino acids)
Biological process (GO): transmembrane transport
Cellular component (GO): membrane
Molecular function (GO): transmembrane transporter activity
Source: RefSeq, a predicted model, not a curated record